AUGUCACGGUCCAACUUGAAAUGCACACAGGCGCCAGGAUCAUCAAGUGAUGAUGAACCUAACCCGAAGCAUGUAAGAAGCGAAAGAAGUUGGGUGGCACCAUCACCACUAGUGGAUGAAGGUGCAUGGCACAUUCUAUUUCAGUACCUUACCACUGAGAUGACCUAUCCUCAGAUGGAAGAGGAAUUUUUAUCUGACCUUGGUGAUAGAUACUGUGCAGAUGACUGGAAGGACGCUCGAGACACAUUGUUCUCUGCUGACAACUUAAAUGAUGUCGCGACUCCCUUGGCUAAUCUUCAGGCCUUGUAUGCUAAACACAUAACACCUCAGUCCUCUUCACCAUCGAAUGUAGCGAAUCCACCAGAAGAUUCUCCCUUAGUUGCAACUCCAGCAAGGACGCCUGGAUGCCUGUCAGCCUACACUUGCAAGAGUCAUCAUCGACCACAUCAACAGCCUAGAAAUCCUUACAUCAAUCUUGAAGCAGAGGAAGACUCGACUGAUGAUGAUGAUGAUGAGGAGGAGGAGGCAGAGGGUAACCACUCUGCGUGGUCACCACUUGUUACGAGCUUGCCAGAAUCUUCAGCCAAACAGACGUUUCUCUCAGCGAUCGACAAUAUCUUCGACAAGGAUCUGCAACAGCCUUUAUCGCCAAACACCUUCGGGACAAAGGACUCCCCAUUACCAUCUUGGCCUGGAUCCCAGGCCAGCUAUGAAGAGUGUGAAGCAGUCAAACAUGCAUGCCCCAAACUUCCCAACCCAGGGUGGACGGUAUCCGACAUUCUUCAUGAUGGGGAAGUCAUUGGAUGCUUGUACAAAGGAGAACAAUAUUACAUGGGGCUAUUGCUCAAAAGAUUUCGGCAGGAUGGCCUAGAGAUUGUUGUCACCCCUCAUCCCAACUACAUUCGGCUGCACCUGCAAUCUGGAUGGAACACAUGCUUCAUCAAGGCCACUGAAUUGGCAUUCUCUAUGCAAUUUCUAUGCAUCAGUGAUGAGGCCAGGGUCAUCACUGGAGAGGUUUGUUUAGAAAUUGGAAAAGUAGUAUCGACAAACCAUGCAUUUGGUAAGUUGACCAAGGAAGAGGUCGAAGUUUCCAAGUAUUACUUGGAUCGUUGUCCUCUGAUGCAUGCACUGCAAUCACAGCUGCCAACACAGCAAAUCUGUGAGCCUCCCCCCGACACCGAAUCCCUUGAAAUUGGAGAUUAUGUAAAGGUGCUUGAGGGAUAUUAUAAGGGUAAAUGUGGCACCAUCAGCUGGUUUUCUCUGGGAACCUCAGUUCUGUAUUUAUGGGUGGACAACACUCCAAUGUGUGCUUCAGCACUGGUGAUGAUCAAAGUUCCUUUGGCAUGGGUUCAGCAGAUGUACCUUGCCCUGACAAUAAAAUACACAAAGGACAAGGGAUAUGAUGUCAGGCCUGGAGACUUUGUGAAAGUUGUUCAUGGGCCGGAACAUCAGAUGACAGGGGUUGUUCACAGCAUUGACUUUCCAAUGGCUCACCUGACCCUCCUAUCUCAGACUGAUGAAUCACUUAUCAACAUUCCCAUAAGGUUCAUGGUGAAGAUGCGCAACGCAAGUUUGGAUACCUUUAAGAACAUCAUUGGUAAAGAAGUGUUCAUCAUUGGAGUACUCAAACACCCUGAUGUUGCCACUAUUGAUCUAAUUGCUCACUGGCUAAGUUAUGGAAUGUGGUUGAAUGGUGCUAUACUCGAAAGGCACAACUUGAUUGCUUUCUGUGAAAUACAGCAAAAAUCAUACUUGAAGCCGCCACCUCAAAGCGUCACUCCCCCACCUGAGAAAAUAAUAGCUUCCUCCAGCUCCAUCGCAUGUCCCAACAUGCAGUCUUCCAGCAUUCUGAGCACCUGGACCACCAACCCCCAGGAUAUCGCUGGGGCAGUAAACCAUUUAUUGGCCAUCAAUUCAACCACUUCAUCUGAGUUGACAUCUGACCCUUGGACUGUCAAUCCAGAGGACACCGAGACCGGACAGGAGAAUAUUCAAGAUAACAGUCCACUACCUUGGCUGAUGCGGAAGGAAUUUUCUUUGACUUUCCUUAUGCACCAUGCAGUGUUGAAAGUCUUGCCAAACUUCAUGGGGGGCAAAUUACACAAAUGA
Messenger RNA from Suillus subaureus, 2109 nucleotides. RefSeq lists its product as uncharacterized. Lineage: Eukaryota; Fungi; Basidiomycota; Agaricomycetes; Boletales; Suillaceae. The record is from RefSeq and is a predicted model, not a curated record. The coding region runs from base 1 to 2109 and encodes 702 amino acids. The transcript has 12 exons.